Messenger RNA from Zalophus californianus (California sea lion), 1096 nucleotides. RefSeq lists its product as uncharacterized. The transcript has 2 exons. NCBI's taxonomy places the organism in Eukaryota, Metazoa, Chordata, Mammalia, Carnivora, Otariidae. Bases 227 to 862 code for a protein of 211 amino acids. The record is from RefSeq and is a predicted model, not a curated record.
GCCGCCGCGAGGGUCCAGAGGGGCAGGGAGGAGCUCCCGCCCGCCGCUCAGCGGCUGUCAAAGGCUGCCCGGGCGCCGUGGGGAGACAUCUCGGAGACCCGGAGCCGGGGAAGACGCCCGAGGACGGGCUUGGGGCCGAGUCCCCCGCGCCCUCAGCCCGGGGGCCGCUACCCCCAGCCCGGGCUGACCGCCGCCACCCCCAAACCUCCUUCCCUCCAGGCCACGGAUGGUGUCCGGGACCCCAAGCCCUCGGCCGGCGUCAUCGGCGCCCAGCGGUCGCCUUUACCUGCUGUGUGGCUGCCGCCGCGCGCUUCCACUCACCGGGAGAAUCCCCAGUCGUCGUCGCUGUCGCUGCCGCUGCCGCCGCUGCCGCCACGAAUUCCCCACCCCCGCCCCCUCAGGUAACCCAGGAAACCGGGAACACCACCCCCUCCCUUCCCUCGUUCGGACCCAGACCCGUUCGCCUGCGCGUGCGCGCUUUCCCCGCCUCGCGCGUCCCGAGCCCCGCCCGUCGCUGGUAGGGCAGCGUCGACGUCGCAGGCGUGACGCGUGGAACUGCCGAGCCAAUGGGGCAGGGAAGGGGGUGGGCCGAGCCUCAGGGCGGGGGGCCUCGGGGUUUCUCCCAGUGCGGGGGAGGCUUGCCUCGGGUCCUCGCCUUGUCUGUACCCUGCGCGGCUGGCUGUGUCGGGUCAGGGGAGAGCGACCAUCGUUUGAAAAGCAUCAAGCGCUUGCGCAGCGUCCGCUUCCUCUAUUCAGCGUAGACACUCGUCCUGUCCUCCUUGUGUGGUCCAGAGGAUGGGGGUACAAAAAAUAUGGGAAGGGGUUGGGAGAGGGAGGAACGGUGACCCACGAGGAAGCCUAGCCAGCCUUCCUCUGGGGCCUGGAAAAAGCCAUUUUGCAAAGUAUCUGGCCACUCUCUGAGCAAGCAGCCUGUAGGAACCAGCUCCUGAGAGCACCGGCACUGCCAGGAACCCAUCUGCUAAUCACCUUCCUCAGUGGUUCUAAAGCUCUCAGCCUGUCCGCAUCCGGCCCAGAGCAGCACGCAUGCUUAGCUGGCACCGGGAAGUCUCAGAAACACGUUAACCUACCUGCACGG